ACAAUUACCAUAUAGUGUCGUAAAAUACUGACUGCGUACAAGCGUAGUAGACAUGCGCAGUAGCGUAUUCGGUUGCCAUCGUAGCUGUACACGGAAGCCGCAACUUUCAAAACACAAAAUGCCUCCCAAGUCACCUGCAAAGAAGUCGGCCAGCAGCACAAAAAGCUCCGGGAAGCCUCCCAAGAAGCCAGCCAGCGCCAAACUCAGCAAGGCAGAGAAGGAGAAACUCCAGAAGGAGGAGGAGGAGAAGAGAUUAAAGGAGGAAGAAGAAGCCAGGAAAAAGGCAGAGGAAGAGGAGAGAGAACGACUGGAAAAGGAGAGGAUAGAAAGAGAGGAACGGGAGAGGCUGGAAAGAGAGGAGCAUGAGCGGCAUGACAUGGAGAUGGCUGACCUGAACGCUGUCCUGGAUAAUGUGGACUCAGCCAUCAACAGCCAGGAGGAGCAGAGAAGGGCAAAUGCAAAGUGGGAGCGGUACAUGAAGUGUGAUGGCAGUCCAGACCCGACCGUCACACAGGACAUCAACACCUACAUGAGCCUGUGGAGAGAGGACAAGGAGAGCUCCGACAUCAAGAUGGUCCUGAACGAUAGCAGGCAGCUACUCGCGCUGAUUGGUGAGCUGGAGUUCCUGAUGUCCGACACACCCGAGGGUGAGCUGUCUGAGUCAGACAUUGGUCGGUACAGGCAGACCAUCAGGGACCUUCAGGAACUGCUGUCUUACAAGCUGGAUGAGGCCACUGUGGAUAUGCUAAAGAAAGCCACAGCAGAAGCUGACAUUGAGUCAGGGAACCUGCAGAAGGUGUCGAAGCUGGAUGACAUCACGCUCAUGCUGUGGGCAAACUUGAACAAAAACCCUAGGUUUAAGUCCUUUGAGUUCCAAGGAGAAGGUUUUACCUUCGAGCUUCCCAAACCGCUCGCCACGGCUGACGUCGCCAUCCGUGUGAUAAAAACGGCAUUCGACCACCUGUCCCCUCACUGUCGCACCUUCUACCCCCGCAAGAAGAAAGUGGACCAGUCCGCAGCCCCAGAAGAGGAAGAGAAGAAGGAUGAGGAAGAUACCAAAGAUGGGGAGGAGGGGGAGAAGGAGGGAGAAGGUGAUGAUGAGAAACCACUAGAUGCUGAUGCAGAUGAUGCAAAGUCUGUUGCAAGUGGGAGAAAGGUAAUGAAAUGCAAUAAGAUACACCAAAUAAUAGUUACUAAAAUAACUGGAUAUGACUUUGGAAACAGUCAGACAUUUCAGGUUUCUGUUUAUUAUUUAACCCUCCAGUUAAUUAUGGAGUUCCAUCUACUACCACUACAGGCAAAGAUGCUACUGGAGGAACCACCCAAGGAAGGAGGGGAGGGAGAGGGGGAGGGGGACCAGGCGGCCCAACCUGAGGCAGAGGCGGCCCACCCGCCCCUGUACAGCCUACAUACAUCACUCCUCCUGUGGGGGUCACUAUCAAGGGAGGGGUUGUAUCGAGUAUUUAGAGGGGAGGGGAGGGGGGAACAGGCAGCCCAACCUGAGACAGAGGCGACUCCACCCGCCCCUGUACAGCCUACAUACAUCACUCCUCCUGUGGGGGUUACUAUCAAGCUGCCCAGCACAGUGGCAUUUUACGAGGAACCCCAGCCUGCGAGGUGGAGCCGGGAGGGCAAACACUGGAGACUGGACGGCUUCACUGACAUCAAGUUUGACGAAGAGAACAAAACGCUAAGUUUCAAGACAAACACGUUUGGGCUGCUGACGGUAAUCCAGGACUCGCACCUGAACAUGCCCUUCCAGUCCUGGGAGAUCCGACCGCGCGGAAACAACGCCGCUCUCUUCACUAUCAUCGCCGCAAUUGUGGAGCUGGAGAUUGAGAUUAAGGACGACAAGUGUUGUCUGAGCCAACCAGAGGACACGCCAGAGCUGGACCACCUCAGGAAGAAGUGGUUGGCUCCAAAGGACCUGGUGAAGGCCCUGAAAGCAGCUGGGGUGAACAUCUUUCCAGAACCAGACUCCAGCAAGUUUGUCAGCAUGACCAAAAAGGACGAGGAAGCCGAAAUGCUGACGUACCGCUGCAUGGCCAUGACCCUCCCGGCCUUUGCCUUCUCCUGGAGUAAGUGGAACGCGGAGGCGGGGGAGGACCGGAUCGUCAUGCAGGCCGCCGAACAUCUGGAGGACGAACCUGUCAACGAGGAUGACUGGUGCUGCUAUGUGCAGAGUGUGCGGAGGGCCAAGAAACUCAAAAUCAACGAGUUCAGCGAGGAGUUCUCUGUGGACCAUGCUGAAGGAUCAGAGCUGAGGUCCAACAUGUACCACAUGCUGACGGACUCGGCGAGUGAGAAGGCCCGGGAGCGUAUCCAGGCGGCGAGCUUCAGGUUCCUGCACUGUGCUGAGGAACUCAUCCGAGCCACACGGCUCUUCACUUACUCAUAGACAACUAUCUACCCCCUGAAUUAAUGGUUGGGUCUGUUUCUGACAUUCUAUCAGCUGUAUGGUGGGCUAUUCCAUCAGAACAAUAGGGAGGGUAAUUUAAAAUUACAAACUUCAUGUUCCUGCACUGUGCCAGGGAGCUCAUCCGGGCCACAAGGUUCUACACUUACUCAUAAACACCUAUCCCCCUUGAAUAAAUGGUUGGGUCCAUUUCUGACAUUCCAUCAGCUGUGUAGUGGGCUAUUACAUUAGGAGAAUGGGAAGGAUGAUUUGAUUGAUGAAUUAUAGGAUACUGGGGUGAAAUGGAGUGUGUAUACAUUGCUGGAAAUUAGAUUUAGUGUACAGUUUAAGAGAUAUGUUUUCCCAGUUACAAACUCUUCUCACCAUC
This is a messenger RNA of Branchiostoma floridae (Florida lancelet), 2783 nucleotides long. RefSeq names its product protein CASC1-like. The transcript is spliced from 18 exons. Gene Ontology annotation, cellular component: axoneme. NCBI's taxonomy places the organism in Eukaryota, Metazoa, Chordata, Leptocardii, Amphioxiformes, Branchiostomatidae. Gene Ontology annotation, molecular function: beta-tubulin binding; microtubule binding. The record is from RefSeq and is a predicted model, not a curated record. Bases 53 to 2398 code for a protein of 781 amino acids.